CUCGGGUAUAAAUAAAAGAAGGGAAUACCAACGUGCGCGUUUUUCCAUCUCCGUUGGUCUCGCGGCGGCGGCGGCGAGGAGCGAUCUUGGAUACCGAUAGGGGAAGGGUAAGGGAAGAGAAGGGAUGGCGGCGUACGACGAGGUGGAGAUCGAGGACAUGGAGUGGAACGACGAGCUGCAGGUGUUCACGUACCCGUGCCCCUGCGGCGACCUGUUCCAGAUCACGAGGGAGGACCUCCGCGCCGGCGAGGAGAUCGCCCGCUGCCCCAGCUGCUCCCUCUUCAUCACCGUCAUCUACAACCCCGAGGAUUUCCCCGAUCCCGAGAGGAAGCAACCCCCGCCCUCAAGCGUCAGCCCUAAAUUGGUCGUCGCUUGAGCUGCAUCGGUUCUAGUCGGCUCUCAGG
This is a messenger RNA of Phoenix dactylifera (date palm), 404 nucleotides long. NCBI's taxonomy places the organism in Eukaryota, Viridiplantae, Streptophyta, Magnoliopsida, Arecales, Arecaceae. The record is from RefSeq and is a predicted model, not a curated record.